Molecule: messenger RNA, 741 nt
Organism: Schizophyllum commune H4-8
Lineage: Eukaryota; Fungi; Basidiomycota; Agaricomycetes; Agaricales; Schizophyllaceae
Exons: 6
Coding region: 1-741 (246 amino acids)
Source: RefSeq, a predicted model, not a curated record
AUGAGCAGACGCCUACGACACCGCUGGCCGGCAUCGUCAGGUGAUCUCGCCUUUCGUCGACCACGGCGAUGCCAGCGACGCAAAGCAGGCGAUGGACAACAUGUCUCGGUCCAGCUACUCGCCGCGACCGACGUCGAACUCAAGCUCACAACCAACACGAAGUUGACGCACGCAGGCACGUCUGCCUUGUUUCCCUUGAGGCUGUCCGCGUCGUGUGUCCUGGGGCUCACCACCGCGGUACACGACGAGCAAGAGCAUCGCGCUCCUGCGAAUAACCCACGGCCGUUCUCUCCCGACACCGCCCGCCAUCCCCAUCCCAUUAUCUUCGACGACUCAUAUGCCGCCCCACGUUUCAUGCUGUCCGCCGACGACCGCACCGAUGCCGGCGUCCCCAAUACAACUCACGAAAGCGUCGAGAACGCUGUCAAGGGCCAGGAGACUGUCAGAGAAUGCGCGGCCGCCGGCACAAUUCUCGAUUGGACGCCGUGGCGACGAGUGAGAGGACUGCAAGCUCGUUGUGGGACAGCCGCAUGUGAUAGCGAGAAUGACCCGUCCACGCGGCCGUUGACGACGCAUGCUCGGUCGACUCCCCAGGUGGACCCCUCGAUCACGACGACGGCGGAACCGCCGGAGGCCUGUGUGCGCUUCCUCGGCGAAGAGCGCGACGAGGGGUGGACCCCUCCCGUCCAAUCCCACGCGAAGAGGACUAGCGCUAAGCAUGUCGCCCCACUGAACGUAUAG